Messenger RNA from Closterium sp. NIES-67, 801 nucleotides. The record is from the annotation of a GenBank genome assembly. Lineage: Eukaryota; Viridiplantae; Streptophyta; Zygnematophyceae; Desmidiales; Closteriaceae.
CUUCCCCUCGCCCUGCCCGUCCUCCUCCUCGGGGUCCGCGGACGACGCGGACAUGCCGUGGGCGGAGUGGAUCGGCGACGUGCGCGGCAUGGAGCAGGACGUGCAGUACGUGCGCCACGCGCUGCUGGCCUCGGGCUUCCUCUCGGACGCGCUGCCGCCGCUCUUCUCGCCGUACCUGCCCAUCAACCCCGCCUUCUUCCACCACCUCGAAGCCGCCUUCCUCAUGCGCUGCUGCGCCCACACCACGCACGACCCGUCCCUUGUGGCCUCCAGCCUGCCGGCCUUCCCCCUCGCCGUGCCCGCCUCGUACCACGAGGAGCGCCGCCAGCGCAUGCUGCUCUUCGACGCCGAGGUGUACACUGUGUUGGACGAGUCCGCCCGCCGCGACCUGUGGCGGGGCACGGAGAGAUGGCGCGAGGAGGACGUUGCGGAGGAGGAGUCGGGCGUGGUGUUUGACGUGGAAGGGCGCUGCUGGAGCAGCUGCUGGGGGAGGUGUGCCUGGAGUAUCUGCUAGUGGAGCAAAGGCGGGCCGCUGUGAGGAGUUCAGUGCAUGGGGUGGUGAAGGCUCAGAUUAUGGCUUCAGGUUUUGUAUCUGCUGCUCAUGUGAAGGCAGCGGGAAGGAAUGGAGUAGUGGCACUCCUUGGCCCUGCUUGCCCAACAGCUGUGAGUAAAAACAUGCUUAGGCUUCCAAGGAUGUCGUGACUUGCAGACGGGUUAUAUGUGUUGUUCAUAGUUUUCCAAUAACCUGGUAGCAAUUUCGUAAUCUAGUUGUUGCUGCUAUUAUUGUGGUAAGAUAGCAUU